Messenger RNA from Anarrhichthys ocellatus (wolf-eel), 2918 nucleotides. It is a transcript of the gene letm1, whose product is annotated as leucine zipper-EF-hand containing transmembrane protein 1. Gene Ontology annotation, biological process: intracellular monoatomic cation homeostasis. Lineage: Eukaryota; Metazoa; Chordata; Actinopteri; Perciformes; Anarhichadidae. The coding region runs from base 249 to 2537 and encodes 762 amino acids. Gene Ontology annotation, cellular component: mitochondrial inner membrane. The transcript is spliced from 15 exons. Gene Ontology annotation, molecular function: ribosome binding; calcium ion binding. The record is from RefSeq and is a predicted model, not a curated record.
GUGGCAGCCUGGUCCGGUUAGUUGUCAUCUACGUAGAAGGGAAGGGCAUGACAUGGAGCUACAUUAUCCUAACUUCAGUUAUACAUGCGUCGUAGCUUCUUAAAAGUACACAAGGAUAUAUAGAUUAUUGGGGGUAUUUCUAUGUACCACGGUUAGCAGCUGAUUUUGCUUCGACAUCUUGGAACAAACAGUGUAACUUACUUGUAUAUAGCGUUGACUGUUUAAAGGUAGUUCAAACAGAAAGCCUCAUGGCGUUAAUCCUGUUUACGAGGUCUCGAGCACCUUUAAUGAAGACCUCCAGGUCGUUAAAGAACGAAUUCAGGAAAGGUAAAGGGAAAGUACAAGAUGGAGCCUGUUUCAACUGCACAGCUCUCAGACUCUCCAGUCAAACACGACUUGGCAGCUUUGCCCAGGUGUCUUCACUCGGCCCCUCGGUCCCCUCAUCGGAUGGAUAUGUGGGCCCCAGCCGGAGCCCGGACUCACAGCGCCUCUACUGUGCUUUUGUGUCGGGGGCCUCUUCUUCGGCGUACCCCGCAGUCACAACGGGGACCCACUGGACGAUAGCGCGGCCACAGGACAUCCCCGGUGUGAGGUGGAUACACACCUCGAGGAGGAGGUGGGACGACUCCAAGGUGGAGAAGUCCCUGCGUUCGUUAAAGGACAAUAAGAAGAAGCUGGAGGAAGGAGGGCCUGUGUACAGCCCCACGCUGGAUGCAGCACCUGUGAGAAGGACGCUCCGACAGUGGGUCGUAGAUGAGGUGAAGCACUACUACCACGGCUUCAGGCUGCUGUGGAUCGAUACCACCAUUGCAGGGCGAAUGCUGUGGACGGUGUUGAACGGACACCCGCUGUCCCGCCGCGAGAGGAGACAGUUCCUCAGAACAUGUGCCGACGUCUUCAGACUCCUUCCCUUCCUGGUGUUCAUCAUCGUCCCCUUCAUGGAGUUCCUGCUUCCCGUCGCUCUGAAACUCUUCCCCAACAUGCUGCCGUCCACCUUCGAGACAAAGUCAAAGAAGGAGGAGAGGUUGAAAACAGAGCUGAGAGUCAAACUGGAGAUGGCCAAGUUCUUGCAGGACACCAUCGAGGAGAUCGCUCUGCGGAACAAGGCGGCUCAGGGGAACGUGACGGAGGAGUUCUCCACCUUCUUCCAGAAGAUCCGGGACUCCGGGGAACGUCCCAGUAACGAGCAGAUCAUGAGAUUCUCCAAACUGUUCGAGGACGAGCUGACUCUGGACAACCUGACCCGACCUCAGCUGGUGGCUCUCUGCCGUCUCCUGGAGCUCCAGUCCAUCGGGACCAACAACUUCCUCCGCUUCCAGCUCAUCAUGAAGCUGAGGACCAUCCGGGCGGAUGACAAGCUGAUAGCGGAGGAAGGCGUGGAGAGUCUGAGCGUGAACGAGGUGCAGGCAGCCUGUCGCGCCCGAGGGAUGAGGUCUCUCGGAGUCACAGAAGAACGACUGAGAGAGCAACUCAUCCAGUGGCUCGAGCUUCAUCUGAAGCAGCAGAUCCCCACGUCCCUGCUGCUGCUGUCUCGAGCCAUGUUCCUCCCCGACACCCUGUCCCCCGCCGACCAGCUGAAGACCACACUGCAGACGCUGCCCGAGAUGGUGACGAAGGAGGCCCAGUUGAUGGUGGCAGAGAUGGCGCUCUCCAAAGUGGACAAUAAGGCCAAGCUGGAGACCACGCUACGGGAGCAAGCGGUCAUACGCCAGGACAACAAGGACAGGGAGAUGGAGAGGUUGGCGGACGCUGCAGAGAAGGCUGCCAGGGAUGAGAUGGAGUUUGAAGCCGAGCUGGUUAAAGCGGACACGGCUGCUCAUUCAGAGACGCUGAGGGACACAGCACCGGUCAUAGAGGCAAUCAAGGGUGAGGAGAUCACCAAAGAGGAGAUUGACCUGUUGAGCGAUGCGUGCUCAAAGCUGAAGGACCAGAAGAGGCUGCUGACUCUGGAGAAAGAAGAGCUCGAAGAACUGAAGGAUGAUGUCCAGGAAUACAACGAGGAUCUGGAGGAGAUAAAGAAGGAGCUCUCCAAGACCGGGCAAGAAAAGGCGCUAGAGGAGUCAAAGGCGAGCCAGCGUCUGUCAAAGAGAGUAAACCGCAUGAUCGGUCGCAUCGGCAAGAUCAUCGGGGAGCUGGAGAAGGACAAGAUCAUCCUGGACGGCCAGGUGGACAGUGGAGCCACCCCACCUGUCGGAUUAUUCUUUACUAAACAUAAUGAUGCCAGAAGUCUGUUCUACGCCUUCAGGGAGAACCUCAUCAGCAUCGGCGAGCUGAUCGACAUCAUGCGGCAGAUCCAGAACAUUCCAGAGCACAAGCUGCAGAGCAUCGCCAAGGCGCUCGACGACAACAAGGACGGGAAGAUCGACAUCGACGACGUCAUCAAAGUGGUGGAACUGAUCGACAAGGAGGACAUCGACAUCUCCACCACGCAGGUGGCCGACAUCAUGGUGAUGCUGCAGAAGGAGGAGAAGCUGAUAGAGAAGGAGAAGGCCAAAGAGAAGGCCGAGAAGGAACAGGCAGCCACACUCAACAACUAACAAAAGACACUUGUCAACAGCAACAACAACAACAACAACAACAGACCCCUGAGUAGUUUGUGAUUCCGCUCACAGAACCUCUGGAUGGUUCUGGACAUCUGGACACAGAGAGGUAACAGCUGCCUUCUCAAAAUGUCAUUCCAACAUCAAUUUGAGCCCCAAAAAAUGUAUUGUUGUAAAAUUAAAAUUAAAAGGCACAUUGCCUUUUUAAAAAUGCACAAAAUCAAAAAGAAACUUAAAUUGCCGUCAUGUUAAACUCUUCUGUUCAUGUACUAUAUGAUAAUAUUUGGUUUUGUGUAAUUUUACUCAAUAAUUUAUUGACAAAGGGAACAAAAUGAUAUGAAGCAGUGGUUGUUAAUCAGAAUAUAUAUAUAAAUAUAU